Messenger RNA from Priceomyces carsonii, 1188 nucleotides. RefSeq names its product translation initiation factor eIF5 (gene TIF5). The record is from RefSeq and is a predicted model, not a curated record. Gene Ontology annotation, molecular function: eukaryotic initiation factor eIF2 binding; translation initiation factor activity; GDP-dissociation inhibitor activity. Lineage: Eukaryota; Fungi; Ascomycota; Pichiomycetes; Serinales; Debaryomycetaceae. Gene Ontology annotation, cellular component: cytosol. The transcript has a single exon. Gene Ontology annotation, biological process: formation of cytoplasmic translation initiation complex; formation of translation preinitiation complex; translational initiation. The coding region runs from base 1 to 1188 and encodes 395 amino acids.
AUGUCGUUUAUAAAUAUUUGUCGUGAUAACACGGAUCCAUUUUACCGUUAUAAAAUGCCUCCCAUCCAAUCCAAGGUGGAAGGUAGAGGUAAUGGUAUUAAAACGGCCAUAGUAAAUUUAAAUGAAGUUUCUAGAGCAAUAGGAAGACCCCCAGCUUAUAUUGUUAAAUAUUUCGGGUCUGAACUUGGUGCUCAGACAAAUAUUGAUGAAAAUCAAGAUAGAUACUUAGUUAAUGGUGUUCAUGAGGCAAGUGAAUUGCAAGACUCCUUGGAUGGUUUUAUCAAUAAAUUUGUUUUGUGUGGCAACUGCAAGAAUCCGGAAACAGAAAUUCAAAUAAAAGGUAAGGAUAACUUGCAGAGAGAUUGCAAGGCUUGUGGACAUAUCUCAAUCAUUGAUCCUAGUCAGAAGUUGACUUCAUAUAUUUUGAAAAAUCCACCCGAAGGUGCAAGAGGAGGCAAGAAGGGAAAGAAGGCUGCUACGGCAUCUGCUAACGUUGUUGGUGGGGGUAAAUCGAUUUCGGACAUCGCUUCAGGGAAGCAGUCGACUCCAGAAAGCCAAACUGAUGAUGACGUGUUAACAAAGAAGAUCAAUGCAGAAGCUGCUGCCUUGAAAGCUUUAGAAGUCAAAGACGAUGAAUGGGCAGUCGAUAUGUCACAAGAAGCUAUAGAUGCCAGAGCUAGAGAAUUAGAAGGCUUAGCGUUGAAUGAGGGACAAGCUAAAUUUGAGCAAUUGGGAGAAUGGUUAUUAAACUCCUCGGCCGAGUCAAAGGAGGAUUUACCGAGUGAUAUCGAGAUAUACAAAAAGAUUGCAGAGUUAGAAAUUAUAGAAUAUCCUGAAACUGUGCAGGUUUUAUCACAAACACUCUUUGAUGAUGACAUAGUUACUCAACUCGACGAACAUUUAGGAUUGUUAGCCAAGUUGAUUGUUGAUUCGAGUUUCGAGAAAGCAUUUCUAGGUGGUUUGGAAAGAUUUUUUGGUUUGGAAAAACCUGAUUUACUUCCUUUACUCCCUAAAGUUCUUAUGAAAGUUUAUGACAAAGAACUUAUAAAUGAAGAGAUCAUAAUAGACUGGGGCUCAAAGGUUUCUAAAAAAUAUGUUCCGAAGGAAAUCUCCAAAAAAGUUCGUAAAGUGGCUAAACCUUUCAUCAAGUGGUUGAAAGAAGCUGAAGAAGAAAGUGACGACGAAUAG